This is a messenger RNA of Chara braunii, 3879 nucleotides long. The record is from the annotation of a GenBank genome assembly. NCBI's taxonomy places the organism in Eukaryota, Viridiplantae, Streptophyta, Charophyceae, Charales, Characeae.
GCCUSCCAUUCAAUCGWAUGUCAACSGCGUGGAGACAUGCGCGAUGGAGACUCAGGACAUGGUGAAGGGUAUUGCAGGUGUCAGCAACGAAGGGAUAUCGGCCGGAGCAAACACCACGGACUGUGCAGUGGCCCUUGCGGGAAUUUGUGCGCAGGCUGCAGACUUGAGCACGGAUGGCGACACGAGCGAUGAUGGUGCAGAGUGUCUUGUUCCAUACGAGAAUGUUGAGAGGACGAGAGCAGGAGGACACUUCCCGUAUGAUGUCAAUUGGGUGCCUGGUCGUCUUCAACCGGGUACCGUUGGAGGAACGCCGUGCUUUGCGUUCAAAGUGAAUGGGGAAUGGGUUCCAUAUCCCGCCCCCACAGAGACGUCGUGGAGGUGCGUGACUCUGUCAAUCAUUUUCGACAGAGUGCUGAGGUUGAACGAUGCAGCGACCCCUGAUGAGAAAUCACGGCAUGUGUUGAAACUAUGGCGUGUUCUGGACGCGAAGGGCGAUUUGAGGCUGAAUGAUUUUGAGUACGAUAGUGUCGACUGCGGAGAGUCAUGGGUGAUUGGCGGGUUGGACACUACAGCGGGCUCGGUUUGUGCAGAGACUGAUGCCAGGAGGGAUCCACGGUGGGGUUGGGUGCCACAUGACGCCCCCCUUCUUUGUGGCCGUGUGAGGAUGCCCAUGCGUGACGCCAUGGGCAAUGUAUGGACCGUGUGUUACAUAAGCGGCAGCUUCAUGUCCAGGCACCUGAACAGGGAGGUGGCUGAAGAGGAGAAGAUGACGAUGGUUUGUCCCACCGCUGCUGCUCGUUGUUUUUCGCCGCCUCUUCGGAACCUUGUGGAGCUCGAGGUGGCAGAGGGGAAAGUGUUCGCGGGUGAGCAGGGGUACACAUACACGCAUGCCAGAGGGGAGGAAGCUACUGCUGAUGGAUUGUCCCCGCUGGUAUGGAACCCGCCCAACCUGAAGCCUGACGUUCUGGCUGCCAUGGACAUUAUGGCCCAUGUCAUCCCUGAGGGGCAGUUGCAGCACCAUGUGGCCCCUCAGAAGUAUGGAUAUCGCAUGGUGGAGCAGUGGCAGUUCCUGGUGGUACUGGCACGUGUGUCCAUUUUCAAUGCAGAUGUGAAGGAGCACGUUCUGGUUGUGGAGCAUGCAAAGCGGUGCUGGGAGAAGAUAAGGGAGGAGGACCGUCAGAUGGUGUGCAUGGGUUACGACUCCAUGCCAAAGCAGGGGAUGUGGUCCAUGGUUGAGGGGAGUCCUGGUGGGCAAGGGCAGGGCGAUGAGGAGAACAUGUACAUGGCUCACAUCCGCCGCAGGCAUGGAUGCUCCGCCCAUGUUGGUUGGGUCCCGCCCGUAUGUCGCCUGACAUACGAGCAAGGUGGAGAGAUGACGAUUAGGUUCAAGGACCCGCUUGGUUUGCCGUUUCUGCUGACGUACUCGGAUGGCCUCCUACGAGACAUUCGGUAUAUGGUGCACGAGGACAUCCGAGGUGGACUUCAGAGGCCGGGACAGACGGAGGAGACGCGCCUGGGGCAUCAGGGUGGUUUGUCUGCUGAGGUGGAGGGCCCACGUGGCAGUGAGCGAGUUGCAGGGUGCUCUGCAGCGCAGGCUGACGUGGCCGGGCCCAGCAACACUGCGAUGUCCCACAGCCCGAGGAAGGUGAAGGGGGUUGUGUCGAGGCCACAGAGGGGGAAGCCGAGAGAAGAGGUCGAAAGACAAAGCAUUUGCAUCAUGUCGAUGUCGGUAGCACAGGUGGCGAAGGCUCUCGCAGAGGUGAUGAAGUAUGCAGAGGAGCGAUUCCACUACAACGACCGUGGCGAGUUGUCUUUGGUGGAGGAGAGGGUGCCGCGGUACUUUGCUGUUACCGUGGAUAUGAGAUCCACGAUCAUGGCCAACGGCAGUGGUUGCGAAAUGGACAACGGUCCACUGGUGUGCGACUGCGGCAGACCUUUCAUGUCCUUACGGACUUUAAACUCGCAUCGUGCGAGGGCAUGCCCGGCCGUGGUGGAAGAGGGGGCGCAAAGGCAGGAGAACAAUGUUGCCCACGACCCGAGGCCAUCCGACAUGGGCGCAGCAAAUCUCGCAGCUGAUGACAGCGACGACGCGGGGGCAGAGGACAACGCGAACGGGGCAGCGGGUGACAACGCAGAGCCGGAAGCACAACUUGUCGAGCCUUUUGACAACUCGCGCAGGCUAGCAGCGCUUAUUUUGUCCGCACGUGGCGGCGUCGGUAUGUCGCAUUGCGACGUUGAUGCUCUCUUGUCACUUCUCAAAGACUCGAGAUUCAGUGCGGCGGACAUUGCGUACCGCAACAGUCGAAAGUGCUUCGCAUGGGCGGGCAGUCUCCCAGAGGCCGCCGGGUGGAAGGAGUCGGACCUGCGUAGUGACGACUGGCCUGAAGGAGCGCACGCCAUCUUGUGGCACCGCGAUUGGCGAACUGCAUUCUUGUCGAUAAUGCAGGUCGCGUUGCAGAAAUGCGAGACGGUUCAUUCCCUUGAAGUGUCCCCGCCGUCGGACGACCACAGUGUGUCUUUGAAACCCGCAGGAAAGAAGGACAAGUGCUGGAAGAAAUCGGGGGCUGAGAAGAGGGAGUCGAAAGAGCAUCGCAGAAGCGGUGCCGGCCUCUCCACGAAAACGGCGCACAGACGCAGACGUAAAUCCGAGUCGAAAGUUACAGUCCCUUCGAGUGAGCGGGACAUUUCAACGCUGAAAGAACGUAACGAGUCGCCCCCCUCGACCCCUGUCGGGGGAAAGCGAGGAAGAGGCGUCGAGAACCGUCCGCCGAAGGCCCCAGAAAAAAAAUCGCGGGAUGAUAGAAGCGCGACUACUCACCGGAGUUCAAAGAAGAGAAUAUCCUACAAAGACGAGAGACCAGUGGAGACAAUCGAUCUUGGAGGGUCUGACGACGGGAACAAUACACCCCAAGCGAAAGAAGAGGAGGAACACGACCGUUCCACGCCAGAGAAGUCAGACGGUGCGGAGGAUGAGGAGGGGGGAAACGAGGGAGACGACAGCGGUCCUUCCCGCGGGCAGUCACAAGACACCGACGAGGACGACAACAGCGACAACAAAUCGGCCAGCCAAAGUACCGGCGAAGACCGGAGCGCCGCUUCGGAAGGAGAUGAUUCGCCAUCUCCUUCGAGGACGCUGCGCAGCGAAGGAGAACGGCAGGCACGCAAUGGCAGCGACAUCGAGGAGCCUGUCGGUGACAGACAAAUCAUGCAGCACGUGAGCGCAACUGGAAAAGAGGACACGUUUUUCGCGGCGGUGCAAGCGACGGCCAAACUGGCAGGGGGGACAGCAGAGGAAGGGCUGCGGUCUCACAUUGCAGAGCGCGGGAUUCGAGCUGUCAUAGGGGAAUGCAACAAAAUUAUGACGACGAUCCGCGGAGAGAUUACCUGGCAGCUGAAGCAUUGGUUCUGGGCAGAAAAAGGGAUUCCGCUGGUCGGAUCGCAUCAAUCGGACCACCACCUCCCCGCUCGCAACAAGAUGCGCGCCGAGAUGAAAGAGAACAAGACAUGGAGACGGAGCGGCGACGAUCCGUGGGGCGUCCCCGCCUUCAAGACGACUCUCUUAAAAGUUUUCCAGAUGAGGAAGGAAGGACGAAACCUCGGCGUCACCCUGCAGCAACUCGCUUUCGCGGAGAUGGUCAUUCAAUGUGAGAUAGAACAGACAACGAAGACGACACGAGUUGCGGAGCAAAUAGAAAAAUUGGUAUCUAUAAAGCAGGCAAUCGUCUCAUCUCUACGAGCGCGCGACACGCGGUCGGAUAAGAAGGAAACAAUGGUUCCUUGUAUUUUGCUAUGACUUUUUUUGACAUUCCAUGCAUGUGUGGCAAUACGACUCCACAUCCCUAUUACAAACCAUCCCACCAGUAAAGAUUCAUGACCUUC